Molecule: messenger RNA, 1671 nt
Organism: Baudoinia panamericana UAMH 10762
Lineage: Eukaryota; Fungi; Ascomycota; Dothideomycetes; Mycosphaerellales; Teratosphaeriaceae
Exons: 1
Molecular function (GO): copper ion binding; oxidoreductase activity
Source: RefSeq, a predicted model, not a curated record
UGUGUCCCAUGUGCUGGCCAACCCUUGGACGACCCCGACAAUUUCUGUGGCUACACUGCGGAGGACAACUCAUACGAGGUUAUUCCGCAAACCUGUGUUGUCAGGGAGUACUUCUUCGAGAUUCAGAACACCACUAUCUCUCCUGACGGCAUCGAACGUAUCGCGCUUGUCGUGAAUGGCCAAAUGCCGGGCCCUGCCAUUACUGCCAACUGGGGUGAUACCAUUGUCCUCCAUGUCACCAAUUCCCUACAGAACAACGGCAGUACCAUCCACAUGCACGGUCUGCGACAGAACUACACCAACGAGUUCGACGGCGUUCCUUCCAUCACGCAGUGCCCAAUCGCACCAGGCGAGAGCAUGACUUACACCUUCAGAGCGACCAACUACGGUACUUCAUGGUGGCAUUCUCACUUUUCCCUGCAGGCCUACGAGGGUGUCUUCGGACCUUUGAUCAUCAACGGACCGAGCCACAUCGAGCAAACCUACACCGACGACCAGACCAUUGUGCUGCAGGAUUGGACGCACGUGCCAGUCAAUGCGAUGUUCGACGCCGCCGAGGAUGUCGGUCCGCUCCCUCAGAAUGGACCGCGGACUGUGGACGGAGGUCUCAUCAACGGUAUGAACGUCUGGGGUCAAGAUGGUGCCGCCGGCACGACAGGUGAACGCUGGCAAAUGAGUGUAACCGCUGGCCAAACUUACCGCCUUCGCAUAAUCAACAGUGCGAUCCAGUCCACAUUCGUCUUUGGAAUCGAUGGCCACGAGCUUACAGUCAUUGCCGCCGAUUUCGUACCGAUUGUGCCGUACACAACCAACACUAUCAUCAUGACCAACGGCCAACGUUACGACGUCUUGGUCACGUUCAACCAGGCCCCAGGCAACUACUGGAUGCGCUCUGACAGUCAGCAACUCUGCGGUUCCAUGACCGCGUGGAACAACGUCAUGGCCAUUGUGAACUACGACACAGUCACCCCGGCUGUGCCAACUUCCACAGCACACAGCUAUGUUGCAGGGUGCUACGACGAACCAAUGGCCAGUCUCGUCCCCUACGUCGCGCUUAAUGCCGGUACACAACAGGACCAGAUCUCCGAAUCAGUCAGCAUCGGCGCUGCUGGCGGCACACCAAACUUGUACAAGUGGACACUCAAUGGCGUGUUCUUCCAGGGUGCGUGGGCUGAGCCGACGCUCGUUUCACUCGUCGAGAACAACACCAUUCCUACGGUCUCUGGCGACCUGGCCAUUCAGGUGCCCGACCUCGGCGAGUGGGUUUAUGUCGUGAUCGAGUCUCCAUUCAUUGGCGUCCCACAUCCGAUCCAUUUGCACGGUCACGACUUCUACAUCCUCGGCCAGGGCGUUGGCUCGUACGACAGCUCGGUCGCUUUGAACCUCGUCAAUCCACCACGUCGUGACGUCGCAGUCAUGCCUAUCGCUUCCGACGCGUCUCAGGGUGGCUACUUGGUCAUCGCCUACAUAACCGACAACCCCGGUGUCUGGUUGCUGCACUGCCACAUCGGCUGGCAUGUUGCUAUGGGUUUCGCGCUGCAGAUCAUCGAAAACAUGGAGAACAUCGCAUCGACAGUGACGGACUCAUGCUUGAUGCAGGACACUUGCACAGCAUGGGACUCGUACGCAGUAGCGAACAACGACGUCGACACCACCGACUCUGGUGUGUAA